Aspergillus mulundensis is the source of this 864-nucleotide messenger RNA. RefSeq names its product class I SAM-dependent methyltransferase. The record is from RefSeq and is a predicted model, not a curated record. The transcript is spliced from 2 exons. Lineage: Eukaryota; Fungi; Ascomycota; Eurotiomycetes; Eurotiales; Aspergillaceae. Bases 1 to 864 code for a protein of 287 amino acids.
AUGGCAGUCGAAGUUGCACCCAUCCAGCAGCCCGAGGAGUGGAAGAACGACAACGUCGCCAAAGCAGACCGCAACGUCGCCUGGUACCAGGCAGCCCUGAGCAAAGUCCCCGACAUCGCCAGGGAGAUCUUCCGCGACUACUCCCACAUCCCCGACGACGAGAUCACAGCUCACAUCCACCGCGUGCGGGACCAGGCGUGGGAUAUCCUGCCAUUCCCCUGCAUCGGCCUCUUCCGCUUCCUCGACUUCCCCGCCUACCUGCAACCAGUCUACCCCGAGGUCCUGUCCCGCAUUCAAUCCGGCGAGACCUUCCUCGAUCUCGGCUGCUGCUUCGGACAAGACAUCCGCAAGCUCGUGCACGACGGCGCCCCCAGCGAGAACCUCAUCGGCGUCGACACGGAGCCUAGAUUCCUCGACCUGGGCUACCAGCUCUUCAAGGACAGAGAUACCCUCAAAGCGCACUUCCUCACCGGCGACGUCCUGGCAGACGGCUUCCUGUCCGAAUGGCGCGGCAAAGUCGACAUCAUCUUCCUCGGCUCCUUCCUGCACCUCUUCAGCUUCGAGCAGCAGAAGGUGAUUGUGGCGCAGCUGAGCAAGUUGCUCCGCGGGAAGAACUCGCUUGUCUUUGGGCGCCACCUUGCCACCACAGGCAAGGGAGGGAGUCUGAAGGAGAAUGCGUGCGGGUGGUCUCUGUACCACCAUAGCGAGGAGACCAUCCGCCAGCUGUGGGAUACGGAUGAGACGGGCAAGUGGGAGGUCUCUUCGGAGUUGAUCCCGUAUGCGUCGGAGUCAUGGGAUAACGGGGUCAAGUGGAAUGCCGGGGACGAGGUCAAGCAGCAGCGGUUCGUUGCUCGGAGGGUGUAA